This is a messenger RNA of Caenorhabditis bovis, 843 nucleotides long. The record is from the annotation of a GenBank genome assembly. NCBI's taxonomy places the organism in Eukaryota, Metazoa, Nematoda, Chromadorea, Rhabditida, Rhabditidae.
AUGAGAACCUUGUUGGCUGUCGCUUGCAUCGCUUCCACCGCUUCCGCCUUCAUCCUUCCGGGACUCAGUCUCCCAGGACUCGGAGGAGGUGGUGGCGCGUGCUGCGGAGCUGCUCCAGCUCCUGCUCCAGCACCAGCUGCCGGUGGAUACGCCACCGCUCCAGCGGCUCCCGCCUACGCCGUCCCAGCCGCCCCACAGAUCCCAGCCGGCGGAUACGCUCAGGCCGGACCAGCUCUCGGAGGAUUGGGAGGACUCGGAGGCGGAUACCAGGCUGCUCCAGCUCCAGCUUUCGGAGGAGCCCCAGCUCAGGGAGGAUACAACGCCGGACCAGCUCCAGCUUUCGGAGGAGCCCCAGCUCAGGGAGGAUACAACGCCGGACCAGCUCCAGCUUUCGGAGGAGCCCCAGCUCAGGGAGGAUACAACGCCGGACCAGCUCCAGCUUUCGAAGGAGCCCCAGCUCAAGGAGGAUACAACGCCGGAGCAGCCCCAGCUCAGGGAGGAUACCAGCAGCAAGCUCCAGCCCCAGCUCAGGGAGGAUACCAGCAGCAAGCGCCAGCCCCAGCUCAGGGAGGAUACCAGCAGCAAGCUCCAGCCCCAGCUCAGGGAGGAUACCAGCAGCAAGCGCCAGCCCCAGCUCAGGGAGGAUACCAGCAGCAAGCGCCAGCCCCAGCUCAAGGAGGAUUUGAACAGCAGCAGCCAGCUCCAGUUCAAGCUGGAGGACAAUACGACGCCUCGGCCGCCGCUCCAGUCGAGCAAGCCGCUCCAGCUCAACAAGGUGGAUACCAACAACAGGCUCCAGCUCCAGCUCAAGGAGGAGCCUACCAGCAGGGAAAGAAGCAUUAG